Molecule: messenger RNA, 2338 nt
Organism: Echinops telfairi (small Madagascar hedgehog)
Lineage: Eukaryota; Metazoa; Chordata; Mammalia; Afrosoricida; Tenrecidae
Gene: RELT
Product: RELT TNF receptor
Exons: 10
Coding region: 25-1326 (433 amino acids)
Biological process (GO): apoptotic process; amelogenesis
Molecular function (GO): protein binding
Source: RefSeq, a predicted model, not a curated record
UCCCCCCACCCCCACCCCGGCCUGAUGAUGAAGCUGAGCCCACAGCACUGGCCUCUGUCCUGCCUCCUGAUGCUGCUGCCCUGGCCACCCACCAUUCCAGCGUCAACCUCACCUUGGCAGUGCCCACCUGGGGAGGAGCCCAGCUUGGACCUGAGGUGGGGAGCCCAGUUAUGCAGGGCCUGCCCCCCAGGUAGCUUCUCAGCCUCGUGGGGACCCAGCCCAUGCCAGCCCCACACCCGCUGCAGCCGUGGAGGGCGACUGGCUGCCCAGGUGGGCUCAGCAACUCGAGACACACUCUGUGGUACCUGCCGGCCUGGGUGGUUUGCCCUUGAUGGGGCCCCCCACAUCCCAUGUCAGCCCUGCUCCUGGGCCCCUCUGGGUACACAAGGUUGUGAUGGGCUGGGACACCGGGCCCGUCGUGGCGUGGAGCAGGCCGAGGGGGCCGGAGGUGGUGAGGAGGUGCCGGUGCCCGGGAAUGGCACGCGGUCUGGCAGCCCCGAGGAGACGGCGGCGCAGUACGCGGUCAUUGCCAUCGUGCCGGUCUUCUGCCUCAUGGGGCUGCUGGGCAUCCUGGUGUGCAACCUGCUGAAGCGGAAGGGCUACCACUGCACUGCCCACAAGGAGGCCGGGCCCGGCCCCAGCGGCCCGGACACUGGGAUCAAUCCUGCCUACCGGGCAGAGGACCCCACUGAGGACGACACCAUCGGCGUUCUGGUGCGCCUAAUCACUGAGAAGAAAGAGAACGCGGCGGCCCUGGAGGAGCUGCUGAGAGAUUAUCACAGCAAACAGCUGGUGCAGACAAGUCACAAGCCUGUGCCCAGGCUACCACCGGGCCGCCCCAACAUGCCACAUGUCUGCCCGCACCGCCACCACCUGCACACGGUUCAGGGCUUGGCCUCCCUCUCCGGCCCCUGCUGCUCCCGAUGUAGCCAGAAGAAGUGGCCUGAGGUCCUGCUGUCCCCUGAGGCUGCAGCAGCCACCACGCCUGCCCCCAGCUUCCUGUCCAGCUCAACCCGGGUUCCCAAGGCCGGGGCCAAGGGGGGGCGCCAAGGGGAGAUCACCAUUCUGUCGGUGGGCAGGUUCCGUGUGGCUCGAAUUCCUGAGCAGCGGACAAGUUCAGGGACCUCUGAGGUGAAGACCAUCACAGAGGCUGGGCCCUCAGGGGCCAACUCCCCCGACUCCUUGCGGGCAGGCCCCCCGCUGGAGCAGCGGACGCUGUUGGGCUGCGGCCCGAGCCACUCGAAGUGGCCGAAGCCUCCGAUGGAGAACAAGCCUGAGGAGAACUGCUAUGUGGUCCGCCUAAGCGAGAGCAACCUCGUCAUCUGAAGGACUGACUGGCCGCAGGAUACCGAACCCUGCCCUGGAAGGUCCCUGAGGGAUCCUGGAGGAGGAAGAGCUGCAUCUGGGCCUGUGCCAACCAGCAGUAAUGGCCAGGCAGACAGCACCCACUGUAGAGGCCAAGGCCUGGAGGUGGGACCGUGCCCCAGCAAGGAGGCAGGCUGACUGGCCAUGUGUGCAGCAGAGGGGACCCACCGCAGGCCCCUGCUGCCCUGCCCCUUCCCUGCAGGAGCCCCCUGCUCGGCCCUGGCCAGAUCCUCAGAGCCAGCAGGGCCCUUUCUAUCAACUGGGGGCCUCACCUCGGUAGGGAGCGGACCCUCGGCCCGCUACUCCCAGCCCCACUCUUACUUCCGUCCAGGGCCCCAGACAGUUGGGCCUCCUCCUCCUCUUCUGGCAGGUCCUGUAAAGGGGUGAGGGAAACACCAGGAAGCCCUUAGUGGGGGUUGAGUUCCUGACAGCCCCAGGGAGCAGCAGGGUCCCAGUGUCUGGCUUUUGAGUGGGGAGAGGGCAGCUCGGCUGGGGCCAGUGCGGGGGAGGAGCUUGAGUCUCUGCCUUGCCCCACAUCAGUACCUUUCUCUGGCCCCCGUUUUAGCUGCCGCCUGCUUCAAGGUCCUAGUGAGCCUGUUCCAGCCCUGGCUUAAUGCAUGUGCACCUGCCCCGCCCCUCCUCUUCACCCUUCCUAACGAAGGGGCAGCAGGCUUACCCGGGCAGAGCCCCUGGCUGCCCAGGACCUCAGGAGCUUGCUGCUGGUAAGGGGGCCAGAGAAGCACCUCUGACCACGGUGGUUCCCGUGUCCCUGUGGUGUUGGCACAUUGGUUCCCCCACCUUGGGCAGUGCAGGCGACUGCCUGAUGACCCGUGACCCGACCAUACACUGGUUAUUUAUGUGGUGCCGUGCAGGCGCGGGCCCACUGCUACCACCGCAUUUCUCUUAUUUAUUGAAACUUGGCUUUUGUGCCCCCGUCCAUCCGUCUUCUGAACAAUAAAUGGUGGGAAAGUGG